Antechinus flavipes (yellow-footed antechinus) is the source of this 7255-nucleotide messenger RNA. It is a transcript of the gene PLEKHH1, whose product is annotated as pleckstrin homology, MyTH4 and FERM domain containing H1. The coding region runs from base 2222 to 6316 and encodes 1364 amino acids. Gene Ontology annotation, cellular component: cytoskeleton. The transcript has 29 exons. The record is from RefSeq and is a predicted model, not a curated record. Lineage: Eukaryota; Metazoa; Chordata; Mammalia; Dasyuromorphia; Dasyuridae.
UAUUUAUUUCUUCUACACAAAAGAAAUGCUAAAUAAAAAAAAGUGUACAUCAACAGAGACAUAACAGGAUACUUAUAGGUUACAUUAACUUAUUGCUAUUAUAUACUAUUGAAACUUUAACAAUGGAAUAUGAAGCAGUUUGCAAAAGUACUGAAUAGGUAUUUUAUAUUUCCCUCAGUUUUGUACUUUCUAAACAAUUCCCUCCAGUCAUCAAGCUCUUUCACCUCCCUUUUGGAGGUCAUCUUCCUACUUCCCCUUGCUACAGUUCAGCCCCAAACAAGUAAUUCCAUUUUCCAUAAUUUUAUUAGCUUCUUUUCUUGUCCUUCAUAAUCUUUAUAAUCUGAUCCAGGAACUUUAACCUCUCGAACUGAUAAGUUUGCUUCCAUGAUUAGAAAUAUCUAACCAAGGAUCUAUGUUUGGUCACAUGUUGAGAAAAGAAAUUUUAAAAAAGAAGCAGCUGGAGACCCAAGGUCCAAAUUCUCCUAAACUCAUACCAGUGCUUUGUCUGUGUGGUGCUCAAAAUUCACUAUUUCUCUUAAGAUAGGAGGAAGGCACCAGCUGUUUUCCCCAAAAAACUCCUCCACACUCCCAAGGACAGGCUUGAAGAGGCUUGAUAUGAUCUGCACAUGGGGAGAAAAGAGUCUACUGACUCAGCAGUGACCAUUAUUCAGUGGUCAUUCCUAUUCCUAUUCAGUGACCACUCAGGGGUUACUUCAUCAUCUUAAAAGUAUAAGCCCUUCACAUAUUUCAUUGGAGUCCUCAGAAGUUUCCAGGGAACUCAUGACUCUACUCAUGGUGAAAUCCCAAUAGAUAAAAUUUUCACAUUUGCUGUUCCCUGAUCUUAUAUGUGUUUCUUAAAAAAAAAAAAAAAAAACCCUGAACCUAUGAUUUCUUUGGGUUAGCAGCUGUUCUACAAUUAAAAAUUAUACUAAGAAAUCAAGCGACUUGCCCACCAUAGAAAAACCAGAAUGUGUCAAGAGUCUGAACUUGAUUAAAAGCAGGUAAGCUAGCCUAUAAAAAGAAUCAGAGCCUUUUAAACAAAACUUCAUCAAGUAGGGCUGGCUGAAGUAAAAGGGAUGGUUUAUUUCUUCAAAGAAGUUCGACUUACUAAAAAAAAAAAAUGAAGAAAUACAACACAAAGAAUAUUGUUAUUUCAAGAAAUGGAAAAUGAUCACAUUGGUCAGAAAACUGAAAAAAGACAUAUUACAUAAGAGUCUGAACUUGAAAUCAGGUAUUUCUGAAUUUGAGUCAAGAUCUCUAUUCAUUGGGUACUUGAAAUAUUGUCAUAAUAAUGAUAAUUAUUAACGUUAUUUUGUUAAAUGAGUUAUUUAAUUUUUAGUGCAUGAUCAUUAUAAAAUAUAACUGAAUUACAUUAUCUUUAAGGUUUAAAUGCUAUAUUUUUCUAGAAGGCAGUCUAGAAGGCUGGGUUUCCAGAUUUACCAGGAUACUACUAGUCCCCCUCUCCCCAAGCCAAAAAAAAAAAAAAAAGUGAUCACCCUAUAAAUAGAAUAUCGGAUAAAUGUUAAAGUACUUCCCAAAGUGGGUUAGCCUAGCCUCUCAUCCUUUUUGCUUUCCGAGGUGGGCUAGCCUUGCCUCUCAUCCUCCCUGAGUAAUGAGUCCCUAAGAAUUCCUGAAGCUCUUCGGGAUGCUAUAAGGUUUGGGCUAUAUGGCUUAUCAAGAGUACGUGAGUUCCAACCAGGGAGUCAUCCACUUACUCUCCCGUUAUCCUUUGUUGUGCUUCCUACCUAGUCCCCCAUCUCUGUCCCUCACAUGCCUAGUGGUACAAAGAGUUAAAAGGCUGGUGUUUGCUGAGAUCACUUCCUGUGCUUCUUUGGGAGGGCUGGCCAAGAGCUCUCCCUUUAAGGAAUGGGAGGGGGGAAAAGAAGGGAAAAGGAGCAAGAGAAGGGGGAGGAGACAGAAUAGGAAAGUGUUGAAUGGAGGGGAAAAAAAGACACUUUUUGCCUUUGUGAAUUUAGUUCCCGGGGUAACACUCUCCCCGCCACUUCAUUCCCACUUGGGGGUCCCCACCCCACCACUGGCUGGAGAAAAAGCAGAAGUAGGGAAAGGUGCGUGCAGGAGCGCCACGAGCCCGGCACAAGGUCAGCGGCAGCCUGGCUCCAAGGUUGAUUUUCUGCUCUUUGUGCCUCUCUUAAGCCGGUAAACUUCCUGAAGCUGGAGAGGGGGGUUCCUUGGCACCUCCUCCCAUUGUGUAUCAUUCAUCAUGUCGGAGACUGAGGUAGAGAAUGGCACGUGUGUGAACUGGCAGAAACGCUGCCUUACCUUGGAGACCCAGCUCUUUCAGUUCCGUCUUCAGGCCAGCAAGAUUCGGAAGCUACUGGCUGACAAGAUGCAGGAACUGGAGCAAAGACUCUUGGAAGCAGAGCACAGAGCAGAAAAUGCAGAAACACAGGUAUGUACAAUGGAGGAGAAGAUCAAACUGGUCAAUGUGAAGAGCAUGGAGCCUGAAGGCAAGUUUCACCAAAAGUACCAGGAGCUGUUGGAGACCAUUCGAGGCAAAGAGGAGAUAAUCAGCCAGCUGCAGGCGCAGGUGGAGAAGCAGAAGCAGCUAAGAGUUCAAGAUGCAAAGACUGUUCAAGAGAAAGCCGCAAAGAUCAAGGAAUGGGUGACCAUGAAGUUAGGAGAGCUCGAGAUGGAGAAUCGGCACCUGAAAAACUACAAUCAGCGCUUAGUAGAGCAAGUGAGGGCACUUCAAGAGGCCUUGGGAGAUCUCUCCAUGGUGCUACCCGGGGAGUUACUGUGGUCCUUUCAGGGAAAGUCAAAGAAUAAUUCUUUGGUUUCAGAGAUAGGUACCCAUCAGGAAGGCCAGAGAAGAAUUAUGGAAGGCAACAUAACUUCCCAGGCUCAGACAGCAGCUGUCUCCUUAUCUUCUUCAGUAACCCAGCAGGACAAAGACCUCAUUCCUAAAGUAAGCAACACAUUGAAAGGUUCUGGGAGAAUCAUUUGCGGAGAAAUCCCAGAGACCAAGGAUCCCCAACUUUCUCCCAGAGAUACUGUGGGGUUACAGAAGUCAGCUUACUUGGGUGAAAUCCUAGGUGGUUUUCAGAGAGGGAUGCCCAUUAAGCUGAGGUUCCCAGCCAAGGAAGGAGUCCUUGGUAGCAGCAUGACCCUGCCAAAGGUUCGGGCUUUCCGUAACCCCCGGGACAGCAUCCAACUUGCCAAGCGGCGUUAUAGCCAGCCCCAGAUGAGAACUGAAUGCUUCAACCACAUGCUGAGCAUUGAAAUUAGUACUCUCCAGACCUCCCAAAUCCAUACCCUUCCCACAAAAGAAACAAACAUUGACCAGAAGAAAAGGAAAGAAUCUGAGAGGAUGGACACAGAAGAGCCCUCUUCUGAUAAGAAAGAAGUCAAAGCCAGCGAGUCAACCUCUAAAUUAGAAGAUGAGCUGGAGAAAUCUAGUACCAGGGAGAUGGAGAUGGGGAACAAGCCUCCUACACCCCCUCUACAUCAGUUCCCAUCCUGGGAGAGUCGGAUUUAUGCUGUGGCCUUAUCUGGCAUGCAGCUGUCUGAGAUGUCUCCUGGAAAUGAUGCUUCUACCUGUGCCUCAAGUUCUAUGUCCUUCACCUCCCCUGGGUCCUUCUCCAAGCUUGUCAACCAGAACUUCCACGUGCCUGUCUACACCACACUGAAGGGGAGAGCGACUCAGAUCAGCACUGUGCCCUUCCUGGAUGAAUCCUCUGGUUCUGAUGAUGACUGCAGCUCUCAGACCAGUUUCCAAACUUCUGUCACUUGCAUGGAGUCCAGGAAAGCCAGUGUACCAGCCAGCCCUCGGGCUAUCAAAAGAGAUGUCUCCAUAUCCUCCCUGAGUUCAGAGAGUGACUAUGCUAUUCCUCCUGAUGCCUAUUCUUUGGACAGUGACUACUCAGAACCUGAAUAUAAAGUUCAACGGACCUCAAUCUAUUCCAUUGAUGGACUUGGAUCCCAUGGGGAAUCUUUAGAGAAAUCAGGCUACCUACUGAAAAUGGAUAGUCGGGUGAAGACAUGGAAAAGACGCUGGUUUGUUCUAAGGCACAGACAAAUCAUGUACUACAAGUCCCCGAGUGAUGUGAUCCAGAAGCCUCAAGGUCAAGUGGAACUGAACUCCCACUGCCACAUUGUCCGGGGAGAAGGCGCGCAGACAUUUCAGCUCAUCUCUGAGAAGAAAACUUAUUACCUGACCGCAGAUUCCCCCAGUUUGCUGGAGGAGUGGAUCCGGGUACUCCAAAGCUUGCUGAAGGUACACGCCAUUGGAUCUCCAGGCCUGCCACAGAGUGGGGCUAAACCCAUUGUGCGAGGCUGGCUGACCAAGGUAAAACAUGGUCAUUCCAAACUGGUCUGGUGUUCUUUGAUUGGAAGAACUUUCUACUACUAUCGAAGCCAUGAGGACAAGUAUCCUCUGGGCUGCUUGCCUAUUCGGGGAGCACUUAUAGAAGAGGUGGACCGUUCCUGUGAUUCAGAUGAAGACUACGAGGGCACUGGAGGAAUGAGAAGGCUUCUCUCUUCCCACUGCACCCUAGUGAUCCACCCACCAGAACACAGUCCCACCUAUCUUCUCAUUGGUUCUAAGCACGAGAAGGACACAUGGCUUUACCACCUCACAGUGGUUGCAGGCAGCAAUAGUGCCACGGUAGGCACUGCCUAUGAGCAGCUCAUUGGAAAAUUGAUGGAUGAAGAGGGGGACCCAGGUUCCCCUUUGUGGAGACACCCCAUGCUGUGCUACAGUAAAGAUGGGCUUUGUACCUCCCUCACCACCCUGCCCUCAGAAGCCCUGCAGACGGAGGCCCUCAAGCUCUUUAAGUCCUGCCAACUGUUCAUCAAUGUACCUGUAGAGGCUGCCUCUGUGGACUACCACGUGUCACUGGCCCAAACAGCCCUGCAGGUGUGCCUGGUUCACCCAGAGCUGCAGAGUGAGCUCUACUGCCAGCUCAUCAAGCAGACCAGCUGCCACCCCCCACGGAGACAUUCAUUCUUGCAGUGCUGGCAACUCCUGGCUCUGUGUGCUCCCCUUUUUCUGCCUCAGCAUCACUUCCUCUGGUACAUCAAACAGCAGCUCCAGCGCCAUGCAGACCCCAGAAGCGAAACUGGCCAAUACGCCACUUACUGCCAGCGAGCUGUGCAGCGGACCCUGGAGGCCGGGGAGCGGGAAGCCAAGCCAUCUCGCCUGGAAGUCGUGUCCAUCCUGCUGCGCAACCCCUACCACCACUCCCUGCCCUUCAGCAUCCCCGUGCACUUUGUCAAUGGGACCUACCAGGUGAUAGGUUUUGAUGGCUCCUUCACGGUGGAUGAGUUCCUCCAUCAGCUGAACCAGGAAAUGGGCAUGAGAAAGGUAUCCCACUCUGGCUUUUCCCUCUUCACAGAUGAUCCUUCUGGCAAGGACUUGGAGCACUACCUACAAGGAAGCAUUAAGAUCUGUGAUGCCAUUUCCAAGUGGGAACAAUCUCUGAGAGAGCUUCAUCCUAGGAAGUCUGAGGGCAGCAACCGGAUUGUGAAGCUGAUUUACAAGAACAGGCUGUAUUUCCGGCAUCAGGUUAAGGGAGAAACAGAGCAGGAGCGGCUUCUGCUUGCCUUCCAGGUCAGCAAUGAGAUCACUGCAGGGAGAUUCCCUGUCAACAAGGAAUUAGCUCUUGAGAUGGCUGCCUUGAUGGCCCAGAUGGAAUAUGGGGAUCUGGAGAAGCCCAACCUUCCUGGUCCAAUGGGAAUAGCUCCGGCCAAGGUUCAACAUCUCCUCCAAUUAGUGCUAGAGAGGUUCUACCCCAAAAGAUAUAAAUGCGGUGCCCCUUCCGAACAGCUGAGGCACUUGGCAGACACACUAGCUUCAAAGUGGACAACGCUGCAAGGCUGCUCCCCAGCUGAGUGCAUCCGUAUCUACUUAACUGUGGCUCGAAAGUGGUCCCUGUUUGGUGCUAAACUCUUUGCUGCUCAGACCACUCAACUUUCUACCAAGGGGAACACUCUGGUGUGGAUUGCUGUGAAUGAAGAUGGUGUCAGUAUCCUAGACCACAACACAAUGCAAGUUCAAGCCACUUAUCCUUAUUCCUUGGUGAUGACAUUUGGUGGAUACCAGGAUGAUUUUAUGAUUGUGAUCAGACCUGUCUCAGAUAAGAGUUCUGGUAAAGGCAACGUUGAGAAGUUAAUCUUCCAGAUGGCACUUCAUAAGAUUGCCGAGUUGACAUUUAUGAUGGCCAGCUAUAUGAACCACUGUUCUACAAUCUCAGCUUCAUCUCCAAAUACACCUCCAAUUCGACACUUCCAAGGAAAGGAUGGAAAACAGUUCCUUGCCUCUGCCUCACAAAACACAAAGGGGCCAACGCUUCUAUGAGCAUCUUUCCUCGUCCUUUCUCCCCUCAUUUUGUGCCUUUAGACUUGGUGACAUCUUGCUGGGUCCCUGCUUCUAUUAUGUGCUAACUCCCAUUCCAUCCCUUAUGCCGGUUUCAAAUUUUCACCCAUUCUAUAGGCACAUGACAAUAUCUAUGCAAUCUACUGUAUGCUGUUUCCCAAAUCUAAAUCCAAAUGACAGAGGCCAAAUAUAAAAUGGCCAGCCUCUGAAUGCAAUUCUACCAGACUUCCAAGAGAGGUCAGGAUUCUAUGCAAACAUCAUCCAAAAUCCAGGACACUGCCCUUGAAAAGAAAAAUAUCUCCUAAAUCAUUCAUAAUUCUCUGCAUUUGGGGUUUGUUAAUGGCAGCCAAUUCUCUCACACAUUCAAUUCAUAUCUGAUGAUACAAGCUAACCUUUCCAGAACUUAUGGCCUACCACCAAGAGCUUUAUUUACAUACUGAUGAGGUAACAGGAGAUGGGAAGAAAGAAUGGAUUUCUUUCCUGUUUCUGGAAAGGAAUACUACUCAUUAUCUCCCAACACUCUAUCCAGACUAAGGAAGGAGAGUUGGAACUGCAGAGAAGGACGAUGGGUACACUUUUACCUCAAUGAAAGGGAAAAGAAACUCAGUCCCUUAAGUAGGAGUGAAUACUUGCAGUGACUUGUGCGACAGUAUAUUGUUUCACAAUGCCGUCCUAACCUUGGUAGGGACUGAGGUUAAUGAGCUAUACUCUAGACUAUAGGCAAACUUCACUGCCUUACACUGUCCCAGGACCCUUACCAGAUUAUCUCCUCUUGUCUGGGUUUAAUCAGUGGACCAAAUGCUUUAAAAAUAAGCAAUCAUUACUAUGCACAAAGAACUAACUGCGCUGAUUUCUUCCUGGUCUUUGAAGGUCCAAAUAAAUACACUAUCUGCUUUUUGGCAGCUUUAUUGAAUUACUAAA